Molecule: messenger RNA, 2274 nt
Organism: Sphaeramia orbicularis (orbiculate cardinalfish)
Lineage: Eukaryota; Metazoa; Chordata; Actinopteri; Kurtiformes; Apogonidae
Gene: tgm5l
Product: transglutaminase 5, like
Exons: 14
Coding region: 106-2151 (681 amino acids)
Biological process (GO): peptide cross-linking
Cellular component (GO): mitochondrion
Molecular function (GO): protein-glutamine gamma-glutamyltransferase activity
Source: RefSeq, a predicted model, not a curated record
CACUGCCAAACCUGAGAUGCUUUAGGUGGGAGGGGCAAAGGUUUAUAAAGCUGCUCUCAGUGACAGAGGGGAACUAUUGCAUUGCUUGAAAAGACACAGAAACAAAUGGAAGAUUUGACAAUACAACAUGUUGACCUGGAAAUGUCUGAAAACCUGGAGAACCACAAGACAGAGGGCUUUGACAGCUCGGAUGCCCUGGUGGUGCGACGAGGAGCCCCGUUCAGGAUCACUCUGCAGCUACAGGGUCGACCUUUCAACCCCAGGACUGACUCUGUGAAGAUCAAAAUUAUGCUGGGCCGCCUGUAUGCAGUGAUGCCUGUGACUUUUUCAAAGACGGUUUCCUCCACCCGUUGGAAGGCCUACAUGGACCAAGAAGACCUGAACCUGCAGGAACCCUCCAUUUACAUCUCAUCUCCUGCAUCUGCUUCUGUGGGAUGUUACAAAUUCCAACUGUGUGUGUUCACUAAAAACAGCCAGAGGAGCUGCACGUUUGGAAAGUUCAUCCUGCUCUUUAACCCCUGGUGUCGUGAGGAUGGUGUGUAUAUUCCCUUUGAGGACCAGAGAGAGGAGUACAUCCUGAACGACUCUGGGUUGCUGUUUAUGGGGACAGCGAUGAACCUCGUGUCCAGACCUUGGUCCUUUGAUCAGUUUGAGCCUGGGAUUUUGGAAGCAUGCCUGAAUCUGCUCCAGGCCAGCCCUCAGCACCAGCAGAGCAGAAAAAUGGACCACCUGAACCGAAAUGACCCGGUUUACAUCAGCCGGGUGGUGUCUGCCAUGAUCAACUGUGAAGAUGACCGUGGAGUGCUGAAAGGGAAUUGGUCCGGUGAUUUCAAAGACGGUGUGAAUCCAUCCUCGUGGACAGGGAGCGGGGACAUCCUGAGACACUGGGUCCAGUCUGGUUACAGUCCAGUCAAGUAUGGGCAGUGCUGGGUGUUUGCAGCUGUCAUGUGCACAGUGAUGAGAGUUCUUGGCAUUCCUUGUCGCGUCGUCACAAACUUCAACUCUGCUCACGACACCAACAACAACCUGGUGAUUGAGGAGUUUUACAGCAACACAGGGAAGAAGCUGAAUCACAGCAGGGACAGUAUAUGGAACUUUCAUGUCUGGGUUGAGUGCUGGAUGACUCGACCGGAUCUGGGAUCUGAAAUGGAUGGCUGGCAGGUUCUGGAUCCAACCCCUCAGGAACGGAGCGGAGGAGUCUUCUGCUGCGGCCCUGCUCCAGUCAAAGCCAUCAUGGACCGUCGCAUUGACCUGAUUUUUGACGUUCCCUUCGUCUACGCUGAGGUCAACGCUGACGUUCACACGAUAAUAGUGAACGAGGGCAGGGUGGUUGGCGUCAACAAGGACACGGAGAAAGUUGGAUCCCUCAUCUGCACUAAAGCUGUGGGUUUUCCCAGAGUCCAGAACAUCACAGGAGACUACAAACACAUCAGAAGUCCGACACUUUCAUCAAGAAGGUCCCCAACACCAGAUUCAACUCUGAGGAGAGCAGGUUCAUCCAAUGGAGUGGUGGUCUUCCUGACCCUGGAAAAAGCUCCUGUUGCAGGGGAACCCAUCCACUUCACAGUAAAAGUCAUCAACAAGCAGAAUGUCACCAAACGGAUGAAGGUGCACUUCAACGCCCAAGCCAAAGAAUACAACCACAGCCCCUCAGACACCUUCUGGGAGAACCAUGGAGUUAUGCAACUGGCACCUAUGGAGGCUCAAAUGAUACACCAGCAGAUCCUACCGGCUCAGUAUGAAGAUGUGGUGGGAGACGACCUGAUCAACCUGGCAGUGGUGCUGGAGGACAUGGACACUCAGGAGCAGGCUCUGGCCUCAGAGGAGUUCAAUAUCGCUACCCCAGAGCUCAUCAUAGAGGUUGCAAAUGCAGAUUCCACUGUGGUUAACAAACAGCAGAUGGCCACGCUGACCUUCACCAACCCGUUUUCCCACCCAGUGAGUGGAAUCCUGUCUGUUUCUGGAGCCGGGCUCAUCCAGCACAAAGUUCAGUUCAGGAUGCCUUCCCUACGGCCUGGAGCAAGAGUAGAGCAGUCCAUCACAUUUGUGCCCAACAUGGUGGGAACCAAGAUGCUGCAGGCCAACCUGUCACUCACAAAUAUCAGGUCCACCAUCAGAGGCUUCAAAAUGGUCACCGUCAGAAGAGCUUAGAUCAGAGGUGUCAAACAUGCGGCCCAGGGGCCUAAUCUGGCCCGCCAAAGGGUCCAGUCCAGCCCGUGGGAUGAAUUUGUGAAACACAAAAAUUACGCUGAAGAUAUUAAUAAUCAUUGGUGU